AUGGUCUUUAUCAAGGCAACCUUCGCGUCCAUUUUUGUCUCCCUCCUGGCAUGUGCCACCGCUGUGGAAGUACCUAAGACCGAUUACGAUGUCAUCGUGGUCGGCGGUGGUCCCGCAGGUCUCAGUGCAAUCAGUGGUGUCUCCCGUGUCCGCCGAACGGCUCUCUUAAUUGAUAGCCAAGUAUAUCGCAAUGCUGCGACCCGGGAAAUGCACGAUGUCAUUGGCAAUGACGGUACCCCACCCGCUGCUUUCAGAACACUGGCUCGCGAGCAGAUCCUGAAGUACCCGACUGCCCACAUUACCAACGAGACUGUGGAGUCAAUCGUUCCUUUCAAACAGGGUGACUUCUCUGCCUUCACUGUGACCGACAGCCAGGGCAAGAACUACACUGCCCGUAAAAUUGUGCUUGGUACAGGUGUCCGUGACGUUCUACCAGCUACUCCUGGCCUUCAGGAAGGAUGGGGCAAGGGUAUCUUCUGGUGUCCUUGGUGCGAUGGCUAUGAACACCGGGACCAGCCAUUCGGAAUGAUCGGUGAUAUCACCGAUAUGCUGAGUAACGUGUUGGAAACUCACACUCUGUACACCGAUAUUAUUGCAUUUGUGAACGGCUCGCAAACCGCAGAUGGCGAGGCCCGGGCAACGGCCAAGGUCGCAGACUGGAAGGACCAACUGGCCGCCUGGAACACCACCAUCGACAACCGCACAAUCACUUCCAUCGAGCGCCUUCAGGAUGGUGGCAAGGAUAGAGACGAAAAGGAACAUAAGCAGUUUGAUAAGUUCCGCCUUCACUUCACUACUGGCGAGCCUGUCGAGCGCAAUGCUCUGAUUGUCAACUUCCCAACUGUCCAGACCUCCACACUUCCAGCCAAGAUGCACUUGGGCAUGGUUGGUGAUAAGAUCAAUGUUACCAGCGGAAUGCGUACCAGUGAGUCUGGUGUCUUUGCUGUUGGUGAUGCCAACAGUGAUGGUAGCACCAAUGUACCACAUGCGAUGUUCAGCGGCAAGAAAGCUGCUGUUUUUGUUCACGUGGAAAUGUCUCGUGAGGAGUCGUCAUCCAAGAUCUCGAAGCGCACUGGUCUCUCUCAACGUGAGCUUGAGAAGGAGGCCACUCGUGCUAUUGGCAACAACCUAGAUGAACAAUGGAAGCAGGCUCAGAAGUGA
Penicillium concentricum is the source of this 1161-nucleotide messenger RNA. Its product is annotated as NAD(P)/FAD-dependent oxidoreductase. The coding region runs from base 1 to 1161 and encodes 386 amino acids. The transcript is spliced from 3 exons. NCBI's taxonomy places the organism in Eukaryota, Fungi, Ascomycota, Eurotiomycetes, Eurotiales, Aspergillaceae. Gene Ontology annotation, molecular function: oxidoreductase activity. The record is from RefSeq and is a predicted model, not a curated record.